ACUGCUAAGUUGACAUAAUAGUACCAACAUACAAUAAUGGAACUAACCAACUAAUUUUUACAUAACAGCAAUCGACAGAUUCGACCAACCAUAAAUAUAAUAGCUAUUAAUUUUUAAAAAAUCACUUUAGUUAUAUGAAGGCAUUUACAGCUUAAACUCAUGCCAUAUUUAUAAAAAAUAUAGUAUAGUUUAUUAAUCUUGCCUAGUUAAAAAUGGGCUCUAGUCAAAGUACUCAUAAAUUUACCAUUGUCAAUGAUAGUAUUGAUAAUAUCGUCAGAAUUUCUGAUGAUGUUGCCAAAAGGUUAUACCAAAACCAUGUAGAAUAUUCUAAUAAAGCGAAUGAACCCAACAAUAUAGUACCAGGACACGUACCUACCACCAAAUUACAAAAUGAUGAAGUGUAUUAUCCUUUAUAUACUCUUACUGCUCUGGAAGUGCUUCAACAGAACCAGAUACAAUUAGAAAAUCAAGAAACUUACUGGAUAAAUCGUUUAAAUGAGCUUAAAAAGAAUCAUGAAAUGAUCGAUAAUCAGCUUGUAAAUGAAUUUAAAAAAGCUAAAAACAUAUUUGAAUAUAAAAUGGCAAAAAUUAAGAAUUCAUCCCAAAUGUGUUUGAAAUAUGAAGAAAGUUUAAAGGAUUGCUACUCUAAGAAUCAAAAUAAAAUAUUAAAUUGUUCUGUAGAAUUAACAAAUUAUGCAAAAUGUGUGAAUGAAUGCAGAGAAAAAGUUAUGCCGAUACAAUAAUAUUUGAUAAAUUAGAAAACCAAGAAAAUAUUUGCUUCUUGUAUCAGAAAAUGUGUAACUCCUAAUUAUUGAUAAUUUGUAAUUUAAUGAAAUAUUUUGGAAUGUGGAUUCAGCAUAAUGUCCAAAAGAAAGAAUUGCAAUGGGUAAUAAAUAAACCGUUUACAGAUUGAA
Molecule: messenger RNA, 914 nt
Organism: Ceratosolen solmsi marchali
Lineage: Eukaryota; Metazoa; Arthropoda; Insecta; Hymenoptera; Agaonidae
Gene: Chchd3
Product: Coiled-coil-helix-coiled-coil-helix domain containing 3
Exons: 3
Coding region: 213-743 (176 amino acids)
Biological process (GO): inner mitochondrial membrane organization
Cellular component (GO): MICOS complex
Source: RefSeq, a predicted model, not a curated record